UUUUUUAGUGCUUCACGCUGCUAAUUUCUGUCAACGGACACUGAUCGUAUUUUUAUUGCACCCUUGCAUUUUACCCUGUGCAGCAAUUUGAUUAUUGAAAGGCAAUGGAGUGGACGGAUCCCAUUUCCAUAUUUUUACUUUUUGUCUUGACUAUUCUGUUUAUUAUGAAAACUGAAAAAUUCUGGAAUAGCAGCUUCAGAGAGGAUUUCCCUCCGGGACCAAAGCCUUUACCCAUCAUUGGAAAUCUGCAUAUAAUGGACCUGAAGAGGCCCUACCGGACUAUGCUGGAGCUGUCAAAAAAAUAUGGCCCAGUCUUCAGCAUUCAGAUCGGAUGUCAGAAAAUGGUGGUGCUGUCGGGAUAUGAGACGAUGAAGGAGGCUCUUGUGAACCAGGCAGAUGCAUUUGCAGAGAGACCAAAAGUCCCAGUAUUUGAAGAGAUUUCAAAAGGAUAUGGUAUUAUUUUUUCUCAUGGUAAUAACUGGAAAGUGAUGCGAAGAUUUACUCUCACGACCUUACGAGACUUUGGAGUGGGCAAGAGGGUCACAGAGGACCGGAUUGUUGAAGAGUGUGGAUUUCUGAUGAAGGAUAUUGAAUCUCGUAAAGGAAAGCCCUUUGAUAUCGCUACAAUUAUGAAUGCUGCAGUUGCCAAUAUCAUUGUGUCAAUAUUACUUGGAGAACGGUUUGACUACAAAAAUCCCAUAUUCUUAAGACUACUAAGUUUGAUAAAUGAAAACGUCAGACUGAUUGGAAGUCCAUCAAUUACGCUAUAUAACAUGUUCCCAGCCCUUGGAUUUCUACUCAAGAAUUUCAAGAUUCUUUUGCAGAACAUAAGUGAAUUGCACUCUUUUAUACAGCUUACUUUCAUAGAACGCCUCAAAGAACUGGACAAAAAUGAUCAGAGAAGUUUUAUUGAUGCAUUCCUUGUAAGACAACAGGAGGAGAAGGGAAAUGCCAAUGGAUAUUUCCAUAAUGCCAAUUUAAUGAGACUUGUGACCAACUUAUUUGCUGCUGGCAUGGAGACCACUUCCACCACACUGCGCUGGGGACUUCUGCUAAUGAUGAAAUACCCCCAGAUUCAGAGCAAAGUCCAAGAAGAGAUCACAAGAGUUAUAGGAUCAGCCCAGCCACGAAUCGAACAUCGAACUAAAAUGCCAUAUACGGAUGCAGUUGUCCAUGAAAUUCAGAGGUUCGCUAAUAUCCUGCCCAUGAACUUGCCUCAUGAAACCACUGAGGAUGUUACUCUAAAAGGCUACUUUAUUCCAAAGGGAACUUACAUCAUCCCCUUACUGGCCUCUGUCCUGCGGGAUGAAUCUCAGUGGAAGAAACCAGAUACAUUCAAUCCUGAGCAUUUUCUUGACCCCAAAGGAAAGUUUGUAAAGAAAGAGGCUUUCAUGCCUUUUUCAGCAGGUCGGAGGAUCUGUGCAGGCGAGACUCUUGCCAGAAUGGAGAUCUUCCUCUUCUUUACAAGCCUCCUGCAGAGGUUCACUUUCCAUCCUCCUCCUGGAGUUACCAGCUCAGACCUGGACCUCACCCCGAUGGUUGGGUUUACCACACCCCCAAUGCCCCAUAAGAUCUGUGCUGAGCCACGUUCUUAGAGCUCGUUGCCUUAGGCCAGUUUGGCAGAUAUAGGUAUGAUGGUCAGAAAAUCACAUGCCUGACCUAGCUAUGCCAGCAACACCCUCCCCCCAUUCCCCAUGUAGAUGCAGCUUAUACCAAGAGAAGAGUCUUUGUGAUGAUCUACUUGAUGUUGUUCAUGGAGGUGGUUUAAGGUCCUGGCAAAAUAACUCAUUUUGCCAGCAUAUGCUGUGUCUCCACUACAGGACUUUGCUGGUAUAGUUACACUGGUAUAGCUGUAUCAUCAAAGCCGUUGUGGUGUAGACUAACCCUUACUCGUGUGUAUCGUCAGCCCUCCCUCUGCAGACUCUCCCUGGUACCCUGCUGUGCACUGGCCUUUGCCUGUGGUUUGGCUCAUGAUUUGUUAGGACCCCAUCCUAGCCUCAGUUACACCAAUGGGCAACCCCAUUGACUCCAAUGAUGUUAGCAAGUUUGCACAGGUGUAACUGGGACUAGAGCCUUGUAUUGUCUGUUAUAUUGUACAACCUCAGAGGAGCCUCCGUGCCUAGCCCAGAACUUGGCCAUUCGCAAUGAAGAGGCAACAUCCACUGGAGAGAGAGCUGAAACAGCAUAGACUGAUGCAGAACACAUAGUGAAAUGUCCUCUGCACCAAAAUCCCCUGGAUGUUGCUAUCUCCACAGAUGCUGACCCUGCAUCUUCAGUUGUUAUUACUCCCUACUUUGGUGAUUUCCAACUUGGUGGGAGGGACACAGGAGAAGUGAGGAGUCUGCUCUGAAGGGAGGUGUGGUGAUGACAUUCAGUAACAAAAAAGGAACCUCUGCACUCCCAGGACUGCCCUGACCUCUGAGACUAUGUCUGUGCUAGGGGAUCACACGUGUUGUACCUUGUGUAGGAAAAGCACAUUGCACAUAUGAGUGGCUCCUGGCAUCUCUCCAGUCCCCACACAAGCUCCUUCUGUGCACCCUCCCAUCCCCUUCUUUGUCAGGGACCCCUUGCAACUCCCGCCAACCUCCCUCAUGCUAGAAGUUUUGUGAAUCUCAGUUCCCCCUCCUCCCAUAUCAGGAUCCCCCAUUCUCUCCUCCUGCCACAAUGGCUCUGUGUGCACCCCAUCUCCUAAUUCCCUCCAUUCUCCUCCCUGGCCAGGGCUCUGUGUGCCCCCCUUCACCCAUACCAGCUUCUUCCAAUCUCCCUACAACAGAGAUUGUGUGCCCCCCCAUGCUGUCUUCCCACCUUUCCAGGGUCCUCCAUUCUCUCCCUAGGGCAAAGGUUCUGUGUGCACCCCCACUCUCAGCUAAGCCUCCCAUUCUUCGCUAUACCCAUACUGGCCACAGAAUUUUCUUUGAUACCUUUAGCUUCUCCCAUCAAUUGUAUGCAUUUUUUAGCCACUACUUUGUACUCAUUUCUAUCAGACCCCCAUUUUUCUAUAUAUAUAUUUUAUGGUUGCUUUCAUUUCUCCUCUUACCCAGAUAUAUAAUUCCCCCCCUUCAAAACAAAACAAAACAAAAAGCCUUUUCUAUGAUUGUCCAAUUGUGUUUUUGGGCAGCUAAUAAACAGUGGUUCUCAACCAAGGGUCCAUGGGAUAUGCAGGGGUCUUCCAGGGGGAACAUCAACUCAUCUAGAUAUUUGCCUCAUUUUACAACAGGCUACAUAAAAAGCACCAGGGAAGUCAGUGCAAAGUAAAAUUGCAUACAACAACUUGCUUAUACUGCUCUAUAUACUAUACACUGAAAUGUAAUUACAAUUUUUAUAUUCCAAUCAAUUAAUUUUAUUAUUAUAUGGUAAAAAUGAGAAAGCUAGCAAUUUGUCAAUAACAGUGGGCUGUGACACUUCUGUAGUUUUAUGUCUGAUCUUAUAAGCAAGUAGAUUUUAAGCGAGGUUGAACUUGGGAGUACGCAACACAAAUCAGACUCCUUCCAGGGGUACAGUAGUUUGGGAAUGUUGAGAGCCAUGGUAAUAAAGCAUUCUUAAGCACUUCCCAAUUAUUAUACUUUCUUGUGUUUACUUUUUUUUUCUCCCAGUCAGUUUCAUGAUUGUCUUUAGCUUUAGGAAAUUAGCUUUUUUAAAGUUGCAAUGGUAUAUGUUACUGAUUGGGACUGUCUUCUGUUUGCCCGUACCAAAUGAAAUUAGUUCAUGAACACUUGCACGUAGGCAACCUUCAUACAUAACAAAGUGGCUGAAUGACUUGUUUAACUACAAAACUCUAUUCAGUAUUAAUCAUGGAGCUGUGACCAAUGCUUUCAAAAUCUCGGUAUCAAAAGGGGUCAGUCAUUGUUAGCGCCAACGAAAGAAAAUACUUCAACAGCUGUUUCAGUCCAAUUUUAUGAUGGUGUAAAUCCUCAAUUUAUGUGAGUGUGAAACUGAGUACAGCUGUAGUGAAUCAGUCCCAUAAUACCUGCAGAACUAAACAAAGAUAAAAGCUGCCCCUAAGCAUGGACUGAACCGGUUAGUACCUGUUAUAGAUGUACCUCCUUGCUAAUGUUUAUCUACAACUUUUACAGCCCAGUGGAUCUAAUAAACAAGAGCAACAAAUGAGGUGACACUAGCAACUCCAACUACACACCGGAACGCUGCUGCUAACCUGGACACUUACCAUUUAGCUUUUAGUGAAGUAUAUGGCACACGUUAUUCACACUAGUCAAUGAUCUCCUGGACAUGGGUAAUUUAAAACAAACAAACCUCUUUUAGGGAAGCGAAGUUGGAUUAUUCUGAUAUUUAUCAAUUUUUAAGGCAAGGAGAGAUAAUUAUGAUAAUCUAAGCUGACCCCCUAGAUAACAAAGGCCACAGAUUUCACCUUGUGAUUCCUUCAUUUAGCCCAGGGGUUCUCAAGCGUCUCGCACCAAGACCCCUUCUGACAACAAAAAUUGAUCUCAGGAGAGGGGACUGAACCCUGAGCCCACCUGAUCCCCACAGCCCCAGGCCGGGGGCCAAAACAGAAGCCCGAGGGCUUCAGCCCCGGGCAGGAGGCCUGUAACCUGAUCCCCUCUGCCCAAGGCUGAAGCUCUCUGGCUUUGGCCCUGGACAAUGGGGCUCGGGCUUUGGCCCUGGGCCCUAGCAAGUCAAAUGCCAGCCCUGGCAAUCCCAUUAAAAUGGUGUCAUGACUCAAUUUGGGGUCCCGACCCACAGUUUGAGAACUGCUGAAGCCAAACAACUUGUGGUUGACCUACAGCAUUUCUUUCAGAACGAUAUCCAGUCUUGACUGAAAGAUUCCAAGCGAUGGAGAACUUACAUGUCGUUACUUACCCUCACUGUGAAAUGUGAGCGCCUUAUUUCUAGCUUGAAUCUCACUGACUUCAGCUCCCAGCCAGAUCUUGUUAUGCCUUUGUCUGCUACACAAUGAGCUCUUUAAGAUCAGAUAACUUCUCCCUGUGCUGGUAUGUUCAGACUGUGAUCGAAUUACUCCUUAACCUUUUCUUCAAUAAACUGUAUGGAUUGAUUUUGAUUUUCAGUAUAAGAGACGUUGUCCAGACUUUCAAUCAUUCCUGAAGCUUAUUUCUUAACCCUCUCCAAUUUUUCAACAUCUUUUAAAAGUGCGGACAGCAGAAUUGGACCCAUCAUCCAGUCAGUGGUCUUACCAAUGCCUUACAUACACAUAGGUACUUCGUCCAAGCUCUUAGAAUACCAUAGGUCUGAAUCCAUGUCAACAAAACCAGAGAUGGAGAUUAAAAUAUUUUGUUUAUUAAUUUUAGUUCCUUUAAAUUCACUGCGCUAUGCUUUCUUGCAAUUACUGUAGGCUUGAUUCUGCAAGACUUACUCACGAGUAGGAAUUGCACUUGCAAGUAGUUCCGUUGAAAUCAGUACUCACCAUGUCUGAAAUUCACCCCUGGACUGAUGCUGAAUUUAAGGCUAUGUCCACGCUACACACCUUUUAGAGACAGCUGUGCCGCUAAAAGGUGCGCAGUGUAGCCACUCUUUGUUGGCGGGAGACAGCUCUCCUACCGCCAAAAAAAUUCGACUCCCAACGAGUGGUAGUAGCUUUGUUGGCGGGAGAGCUCUCCUGAUGACAAUGCACUGUUCAUACCGACGCAUUUCAUCGGUAAAACUUUUGUCAUUCGGGGUGUGUUUUUUUUCACACUCCUGAAUGACAAAAGUUUUACCAACAGAAGUCCAGUGUAGGCAAAGCCUAAGUCCUACUUAAGUCCUCAAAAUAGGGUCUAAAUGAAUCUUAAGUGGCAGCUGUCUCUCUGCAUAGAGAUUAAUUUAAGCCAUUGCGUGUAUGGUUUGCAGAACUGGCCUACGUUUGGGAUCUUUAUCAGUAAAGCUUUGGAUUUACUCUCAGGCCUUUUUUCUGUAAUGCCAACUUUGUGUUUCUAAAGUAUGCACAAAAUAUUGAUAAAAUCUUUACAUAUUCAUCAGACUAUUUCAACAAAGGAAUAAAAUGUGGGACCUGGAACAUCUGCAAAAGUGAACAUAUCUGUGUUUCUGAAAAUAGUAUAAAAUGUGUUACAACAAACAGGCGUUUCAUUCAGAGAUAAAAGCUUAUAUGUAAAACAGUACACAUAGGAUUUGCCAUAUUGGUCUGCCUAGACCAGUCUCCUGUUCUACAUUGUCCAAUGUUGGAUACUUCAGAAGAACAUGUAAAACAUCCAAUGGGAUAUUUACUUUAUGUAAUUCUACAUUAUAGAGGUCAUUUUCUCUCCAAUCCUCAGAGGCAAGCCCUAAAACAAGGUAACAAAUGAUUAUUUUAAUUUCAUGCUUUAACCUUUUCAAAAUCUUUCUGGUACCACUAUUUGUCAGACCUGUAGCUUGAAGGAAUGAGUUCCAUAGGUUAAUAUUACACAAUUCCUCUUAUUUUUAAAUUAGUUUCUUUUCUGGUUCAUCAGGCACCCUCUUGUCACUGGAUUAUGACACAUGGUGAACAGGAGCUGAUCUUCUCUAUGCUAUUAUUUUAUGCACCUCUUUUCACAGGGAAUUUUGUGGAUGCUUCUGAUUUUAAUUUUUGUUGAUAUUCUUGGCACUUUUCCCUCUCUGUUUGUUGAGAUGUGGUGUGUCCCCAGAAGAGGAGGACAUUCUAAUAUUCUGCCUCUGAUUCUGCUGUGACUUGAACAAAUGUCCUUACUGACCUUUCCUCAACGGUACAGAUCUCUUUAUUGAGAGAGUCCUUAGCUCAGAACCAGUCAAUGUACUUGAACAGGCUUCACUUUUUCCUUCCAAUGUAUACUGGUUACCUAGUUUGGUAGGUCCUUCUGGACUGGCUCAUCAAAUACUGCCUUGACUGGAUUAAUUUAAAUAAUUUGGUGCCAAUAAAAACGUUGUCACCUUACUAUUCACUUCUUUCUCCGGGUCAUUAAUAAAUGAUAUAUUGAAAAAACAACAACAACAACAACAACAAACUACAUCACACUGUCUGGCUUUCCCAGUCAACUUGGCUAAGAAGAUAGGCACCUCUUUAUUCUGUGGGAUCUUGUGGAUCCCACACAGUCUCUCAAAGAGGGACAGUUACUCCUCAGUGCAGUCAGUCUCUUGAUAAAUUGGGCAGGCUUUCUCCCACUCCUUUCUAGUGAAAGGGGAUGUACUCACAGUCUGAGGCUGCUCCUUGUGCUGCUCCAGGACACUGAGCUGCAACGUGUGAACUUCCCUCUGUUUCAGCUUCUAGAUGUUCAAUGUGUCUUAUAUGAACUUCCUCUUCCAUUUCAGUGGCAGCUUUGGUAGGCUCUCUUCUCAGCCUCCUCAGUUUCUUUCUUCUCGAUCUGGAGUUCCACCAUCAGUAUCUGGUGCUCGUGUUCUUUCUGGGCUUCCUGGAGCUUUAGCAGAACCAGUUCCAUUGCAGCAAUCUCUGUGGCAGCUGAGGUAAGGGUUGCUCAAACCCUGCUGCUUGGUCAAAGUCUCUGUGCAAAGCUCUCAGUUCCUCAACCGUGGCUUUCUUUUUGUGGGAUAUUUCCCUAUUUUUAUUUUUUUCCAAGGUCUUUUGUGUCAAGGUCCUCAUAUGACUGUGAUUCAUUCAUUGUGACUAAUCUUUAACCCUUAAAACUCUCCAUCAAAUUUAAACUUUUAACAGGUCAACUCAGUUGACGUGUGGCAAGUGAAUCCUGCCAAGACUAUGCCAAUUGCCAGGCUGUCUGGAGUUCUCAUAACUGUGAGUGGCUACCUCAGGGCAGACUGUCAGGAAAUAGGGCAGACAUCCCAAAUAGGUGGUGUGUUCUAUAAAUUAGACUUCACCACGCCAUGGCCAAUUGUGAACUCCUGGAUCUCCAUACCAGUCUUACCAUGGAGUUACAGACAGUCCCCUUAGACUCUCCAGUCUGUUUUGUGAUAAAGUGGUUAGUUACACCAAAACUCAGACCAUAUUUAGGUUGCUUCCAAUCCCAAGAAAAGAAAAGAGCUGGUAAGAAGCAAACAGCUCCCAACCAAGAUAUAGACAUUUGCAAUAACUGCCAAAGAUCAUGCAAAUCUCAGACUGGACUAUUCAGUCACAUGAGACAUUGCAAACCAUCCACAUCAAGACAGCAAUUCCCACCCUCUCUCGCAGACGAAAGGAUGCCAACAAAAGUCCCAAGAGACCAGUUACUUGCCCCAGAUCAAUUGGCACUGAUCUUACAGCAAAGACAAUGCCUGUAGCCAAUCCUGUAAUAAAUGAUCUAAUGGUUUAUUAACUAGGAAAAAGAAAUA
Messenger RNA from Gopherus evgoodei (Goodes thornscrub tortoise), 8181 nucleotides. Its product is annotated as cytochrome P450 2K4-like. Gene Ontology annotation, biological process: xenobiotic metabolic process. Bases 105 to 1595 code for a protein of 496 amino acids. The record is from RefSeq and is a predicted model, not a curated record. Lineage: Eukaryota; Metazoa; Chordata; Testudines; Testudinidae. The transcript has 9 exons. Gene Ontology annotation, molecular function: iron ion binding; heme binding; oxidoreductase activity, acting on paired donors, with incorporation or reduction of molecular oxygen, reduced flavin or flavoprotein as one donor, and incorporation of one atom of oxygen. Gene Ontology annotation, cellular component: cytoplasm; intracellular membrane-bounded organelle.